CAUUAUACUCUCUUCAUGGAUUGAUUAAUAGUACUAACUAAGAGCUAGCUAAGACUGAGCAAUUCAAGAAUAUAGGCUUAACUUCUUAUAGGAUUCUACUGUAAUCUCGGUCAUCACACACACACGUAUAUAUAUAUAUAUUGAUGAUUUACAGAGAAUGGUUUUAUUAAAAUAUGGAUCCCGAACUAAUCAACGUACGUAUGUAAGGAUCAUUUGGUCAUUCAACGGCAACGUAGUCUGAAAGAAGGAAGCUCCUGCCAGUACCAGUUCCAGUCCCAGACCGACGUCUUCCUCUUCCUUCCCAUGUAAACAACGAAAGCUCAGAAUCAACAUAUCAGAAGAAGAAGAAGAAGGAGAAGAAGAAAGAAGAAAGAAGAAUAAGAGACUAGAGAGGAGAAGGAAUGAACAUCUUCUUCUCUUCUGCUCCCUCAAAUUCCAAGUUCCCUCUCUUUACUCCUUCUCAAAACCCCAACUCCUCGAAGGGCCAUUUCGUUCCACCCCUAAAACCGCCUUGUUCUCCCCCAUCCCAUCUCAUCUUACUUCCCACACAUUCUCAUAAUUCAUCGUCCCCGCCAACUCUUCAAGAAAAGACUCAAACUUUUCCAUCACAAGCUGAUGGAGCAGAUGAAGAUGAGGAUGAAGAUGAAGAGAUCAUAAAUGCCAAGAAGUCCUUGGAAGAAUUGCUAGUUGUUCGUAGGCCAGCCAUGGAGAUUCCAGUUGAAGAAGCUGAAGGAAAUAAAAUAUCAGACAGUGAUGGAAAUGUCAGUCAAGUAACUGGUAAGCAGCUAAAGGAGCUUGCAGUAUCUAAAGGGCUCUCUAAAUUUGCAAAGAAGAUGCCAAUUUUUGAGCCUGAGAGAGUUAUGUCGAGUUCUGGGGAGAAGCCUCUUUUGGUGAAUCUGGAUUUGGCCUUGUAUAAAGCAAAGAUUUUGACGCGGAGAUAUCGGUACGAGGAAGCCGAAGAGAUACUCAGGAAGUGCAUAAGCUAUUGGCCAGAAGAUGGAAGGUCCUACGUGGCCUUAGGGAAGGCUCUGAGUAAACAGUUGAAAACAAAUGAAGCCAGGGCUGUAUAUGAGAAGGGAUGCCAAGCUACUCAAGGGGAGAAUUCUUACAUUUGGCAGUGUUGGGCUGUUCUGGAGAGCAAGAUGGGGAAUACAAGGAAAGCUAGAGAACUGUUUGAUGCUGCCACAGUUGCGGACAAGAGGCACGUUGCUGCCUGGCAUGGAUGGGCUGUCUUGGAGAUGAAACAGGGGAAUAUCAGAAAGGCAAGAAAUCUUCUCAGUAAGGGUCUCAAAUUCUGUGGUGCAAAUGAGUACGUAUACCAGACGCUUGCGCUGCUUGAAGUUAGAGCUAAGCGCUAUGAGCAAGCUCGAUACUUGUUUAAGCAAGCAACCAGAUGCAAUUGGAAGAGCUGCGCCAGUUGGCUAGCGUGGGCUCAGCUUGAGGUGCAGCUGGAGAACAACCUUGCUGCUAGGAGGCUUUUUCAGAAAGCUGUGGGUGCGAGUCCGAAGAACAGGUUCGCAUGGCACGUGUGGGGAGUGUUCGAAGCUAACGUAGGAAGUGUAGAAUUGGCAAGAAAGCUUCUGAAGGUGGGGCAUGCAGUGAACCCCAGAGAUCCAGUUCUUCUGCAGUCCCUUGCGCUAUUGGAGUACAGAUACUCGACAGCCAAUCUAGCCCGAGUCAUCUUUAGGAGGGCCUCUCAGCUUGAUCCAAAACAUCAGCCAGUCUGGAUUGCCUGGGGUUGGAUGGAAUGGAAAGAAGGAAACCUGGGCACAGCUAGGAAGCUAUACCAGAAAGCACUAUCAAUUGAUUCAACGAGCGAAAGUGCUGCAAGGUGCCUGCAGGCCUGGGGAGUAUUAGAACAGAGGGUCGGGAAUGUGUCGGCAGCCAGAAGAUUAUUCAGGUCUUCGCUUAAUAUAAACUCACAGAGCUAUGUAACAUGGAUGACUUGGGCAUCUCUGGAGGAAGAUCAGGGGAACUCCAUCAGGGCUGAAGAGAUUCGCAACCUCUAUUUCCAGCAGCGUACCGAAAUAGUGGAUGAUGAAUCGUGGAUGACGGGGUUCCUGGACAUCAUUGAUCCAGCCAUAGACAGCAUCAUGAAACUCUUUAGCAAGGAGAAAGUGAAGGAUUCUCCAGCAGGGGCGGGUGGUGGAGACGAGCAAUCGGCUCCUGUCAGCACAGGAAGUGAAUUCAACUUGGAUGAAUUCAUACGUGACAGGCUGAUGUUGGACCCUUCAAAACUGGAGCUUCAAAUGGGGAAUUCUGCACCAAACCUGUGACUGUAAACUUCCAAAUAUCUGAAUUUGUAAAUCGAGAAACUGCAAGUGAUUCAUUCAUAUGGAAUGACAAGAAUCAUAGCUUUCAAAAGACA
Messenger RNA from Andrographis paniculata, 2368 nucleotides. Its product is annotated as protein high chlorophyll fluorescent 107. Bases 402 to 2276 code for a protein of 624 amino acids. Gene Ontology annotation, molecular function: protein binding; single-stranded RNA binding; mRNA binding. The record is from RefSeq and is a predicted model, not a curated record. Gene Ontology annotation, biological process: mRNA processing; regulation of translation. NCBI's taxonomy places the organism in Eukaryota, Viridiplantae, Streptophyta, Magnoliopsida, Lamiales, Acanthaceae. The transcript is spliced from 8 exons. Gene Ontology annotation, cellular component: chloroplast.